CAAAUCCCUUCCUUAUCCACCCAGACGACGUAGAAACGCUCUGUGGUACGCUCAUACAACUCCCUAUCUUGUACCUGGUCGGCAUGCCGUCUUGCGGUGCUGGGGUUGCCCAGCAGCGGCAGACUUGCCGAUGAUGACGUUCGGCUUGUUUCUUCCGAUGCGUGAGGGAGCCGAUGCUUGAGGGAGAUAGUGGGAUGCUGUGAUAUAAGCUCAGAGCUCUAUCCUCGCGUCAGAUUUGGUGUUGACCUUAGAGAAUUGAAAGUUGUGUUUUUCGACGCAACCAUGUCUACUGUCUCCGCUACUCUGCCUCUUGGCGCUGGCUAUGGCGUUGUUGUGGGGGUUGGGUUCUUCUUCGCGUUCGUAAUGAUGGGUGUAUCGUUCCUUCAGAAUCGAUAUACGACAUACUCGACAAAGCAAUCGGAGGAAUUCAACACUGCGAGCAGAAGCGUGAAGCCUGGUCUCAUCGCUAGCGGAAUAGUCUCGGCCUGGACUUGGGCUGCGACUCUGCUCCAAAGCUGUACCGUUGCGUAUGAAUAUGGAGUCGCUGGACCGUUCUGGUACGCAGCCGGAGCGACCGUUCAAAUUCUGAUGUUCUCAAUCCUAGCCUGCAAAGUCAAGCAGAAUGCUCCCCGUUGUCAUACCUACCUUGAGAUUAUCUAUGCUCGAUAUGGCAAGGUGACGCAUCUGAUCUUUAUGUUCUUCGCCUUCGUCACCAACAUUCUGGUUGGUAGCCAGCUUCUACUUGGUGGAAGUGCGGUGGUGACGUCUUUGACUGGUAUGAAUGUGUAUGCGGCCAUCUUCUUGAUACCGACGGGUGUUUGCACUUAUGUUAUUUUAGGCGGACUCAGAGCAACCUUCCUUUGCGACUACUCCCACACUCUCAUUCUUAUGAUCAUCAUCCUCUACUUUAUGUUCAACGCCUACUCCGUCAGCUCCCUCAUCGGUUCGCCUGGCGAAAUGUACGACCUCCUCAAAGAAGCCGCCAUCAAGCGCCCUGUCGAAGGUAACCACGAAGGCUCCUACCUGACCUUGAAAUCAAACUACGCGCUCGUCUUUGGCGUCAUCCAGCUUUGCUCCGGCAGCGGUACCGUCUUCCUCGAUCAAGCAUACUGGCAGCGCGCCAUCGCCUCCCGACCAACCACCGCCGUCCGAGCCUACAUCAUGGGGGGUUUGGCUUGGUUCGCUAUUCCAUUCGGAUUUGCUACAACCCUUGGUCUUGCUGCCGUCGCACUGACGGAUAAUCCUCGAUUCCCUACAUACCCUAACCUGCCUACGUCCGCGGAGAUCUCGUCGGGGCUUGCAGCCGCAUACGCUGCCUCCGCAAUGCUCGGCAAAGGAGGAGCAGUCGCACUCCUCAUCGUCCUCUUCAUGGCCGUUACAUCUUGCGCCUCCGCGGAGCUCAUAGCUGUCUCCUCAAUCCUGACUUUCGACGUCUACAAAUGCUACAUCAAACCGCUCGCCUCACCAUCACAACUCAUCUUCGUCUCCCACGCCAUGAUAUGCGUCUUUGGGCUGACCAUGGCGGUCUUCGCCUGCAUCUGGAACGCCAUUGGCAUCGAUCUCGGGUGGUUGUUCCUAGUCAUGGGCCUGCUAAUCGGCGGUGCCGUAUUCCCCGCCGCUUUCGCCAUCACCUGGAAAGGUCAGACGAAAGCCGGUGCUAUUACGGGAUGUCUCGGUGGACUGUCCGCUGGGCUCAUCGCAUGGCUUACUACUGCAAAGCAUUACUAUGGCGAGCUUUCCGUCCACACGACCGGGCUAUCGUAUCCGACCCUCGCAGGCAACCUAGCAGCCAUCAUGACGGGACUCAUCCUCACCGUCGCAGUGUCAUGUAUCAAGAUGGACAACUUCGACUGGGAAAUCACGCGCGCCAUCAACGUUGCCGUCAUCGACAGCGCACCUACAAACUCCACGCCCCCCGAUUCCUCACCUAACCUCUCUGACUCCGAAAAAGAGAAAGAAAAAGUCGACACCUCACCCGCGACUCCCACCCGCACUACCACAACCACCUCCCCAAACCUCCACGUCGAGAUCGCACCGCCCGACGAACCGCACAAGCUCCGCGCGGCGUUCAAACUCGCCUGCAUCUCGUCGUUUGUGCUGACUUUUAUUAUGGACUUUUUGAUCCCCAUGCCAAUGUUCUUCAGCCAUUAUAUCUUUAGUAAAGGGUUCUUCACGGCGUGGGUGGUCAUCUCGUUCAUGUGGGUGUUUUGCUCGAGUUUCGUGAGCACGAUUCUGCCGAUUUGGGAGGUGAGGGGGUUCUUUGGGGAGUUGGCGAGGGAGAUUGGGCAGGAUUUGAGGGGGAGUAAGACAAGGAGGGGGAGGGGUGGGUUGUGA
Messenger RNA from Mytilinidion resinicola, 2334 nucleotides. Its product is annotated as Na+/solute symporter. Gene Ontology annotation, biological process: urea transmembrane transport. NCBI's taxonomy places the organism in Eukaryota, Fungi, Ascomycota, Dothideomycetes, Mytilinidiales, Mytilinidiaceae. The transcript is spliced from 8 exons. Gene Ontology annotation, cellular component: plasma membrane. The coding region runs from base 283 to 2334 and encodes 683 amino acids. Gene Ontology annotation, molecular function: urea transmembrane transporter activity. The record is from RefSeq and is a predicted model, not a curated record.